Trichoplusia ni (cabbage looper) is the source of this 3333-nucleotide messenger RNA. RefSeq lists its product as uncharacterized. NCBI's taxonomy places the organism in Eukaryota, Metazoa, Arthropoda, Insecta, Lepidoptera, Noctuidae. The coding region runs from base 1 to 3333 and encodes 1110 amino acids. The transcript has a single exon. The record is from RefSeq and is a predicted model, not a curated record. Gene Ontology annotation, molecular function: nucleic acid binding. Gene Ontology annotation, biological process: DNA integration.
AUGCACCUCAACAUUGAUCUAAAUGAUAUGCUGAAACGAAUGUGGGAACAAGACCCAUAUGACCAAAGACAACCCACUGCUGAGGAACGAAGGUGCGAAGAGAUCUAUGCGAUCACAACCACGAGAAAUAAAGACGGAAGGUACAUAGUAACCUUACCAAAGAAAUCCAACGUGCUAUUAUCUAAAGAUGGAAAUACAAGAGCAAUAGCCUUAAAGAGAUUAUACCAAUUAGAACAAAGAUUCAAGAAUAACCCAAAACUUAAAAGUGACUAUGUUACAGUCAUGAAAGAAUACCAAGCAAAUUACAUGGAAACAGUACCAGAAGAAGAAAUCACCAAUCCGUCGGUAUACUUACCUCAUCACGCCGUGAUUAAAGAAGGAAGGGAGACAACCAAAUUAAGAACUGUUUUUAACGCAUCUCAAAAAGGAACAAAUAAUACAUCCCUCAAUGACGAACUGAUGGUUGGACCACAGUUACAAGAUGACAUGAGAAGUCUGAUCAUGCGAUGGCGCAUGAAGAAGGUUUGUUUCGUAGCUGAUAUACAAAAAAUGUACCUGCAGAUCCUUGUCAAGAAAGAAGACCGAGAUCUGCAACGAAUUCUGUGGAGGAACGAUGAUCAAGAACCUGUCAGGGACUACCGUCUUACCAGAGUCACCUUUGGAACUGCUUCUGCUCCAUACCUGGCAGUAAAGACUUUGCAUCAAAUAGCCAAAGAUGAAGGACAGAAGUACCCUGAAGCUUCGGAAAUAAUAAGACGCGACUAUUACAUGGAUGACAUGAUGUCAGGAAAAGACAAUGUACAAGACGCAUUGAAGGUGGCCAAGGAAAUAGACACCAUACUCAAGAAAGGCGGGUUCCAAUUAAAAAAAUGGUGUUCGAAUGAUAUUAAUCUUCUUAAAGAGUUCGAAGAAUCCGAAAGAAGCUCUCAUGUGAAGCUAGACUUAAGCUUAGAUGGUAUAACACGAGCUCUGGGAUUACAAUGGAACAUGGGUAAUGACCGUUUUCAGUACAGCCUCAACUUACCUGGUACGUCAAACAUUACUACAAAGAGAACAAUUCUAGCCGAUCUACAAAGAUUAUUUGAUCCACUAGGCUGGCUGGCUCCAUCUAUUUUGCCAGCAAAACUCCUAAUUCAAAGAUUAUGGCUUCAAGGAAUAUCAUGGGAUGAAGAAGUAGAGGAAACCAUAGCCACGGAAUGGAAUAAUUUACGAGAAUCAUUUCGUCUAUACUUACCUUGUAUCGAGAUAGAUAGAUGGUUACACACUACUGAAACUAACAACAAUAACAUCAGUAUUCACGGCUUCUGUGAUGCGUCCACGAAAGCUUAUGCUGCAGUAGCCUAUCUAAGAGUACGGACACCCACGGGUAGCGUAAAGACCUCAAUAAUCGCUGCUAAAACUAAAGUAGCACCGAUUAAAUCACAAUCCUUACCUCGUCUAGAACUGAGUGGUGCUGUACUGCUUGCCGGACUCUUAAAGCGCAUAAAGGAAGCUAUGAAUAUACCAACCUGUCAGAUAUUCGCUUGGACCGACUCCACUAUUGUACUUUCCUGGCUAUUCGGUGACCCUGCUAGAUGGAAUACGUAUGUUAGAAACAGAGUAAUUGAAAUACUAGACAACAUCGGAAAUCACAAUUGGUAUCACGUCAAAUCAUCAGAAAAUCCAGCUGAUGCCGCUUCUCGAGGAACAUCUCUGUCAGAUCUAAAGAGUGACGAACUAUGGUGGAGAGGCCCAGUCUGGCUAAGAGAAGGGGAAAUACAAUACAGCAGACCAAAUAUGAUGAUGACAGACCUGGAAAAAAGGGAAAUAAUAUUAGUAAACCUAACUUUGGACACUGGAAAAAGUAUAAUUAGAAAAUUUGAAGAUUGUGAUACAUUACAAGAGCUACUCACGGUAGUAGUGUACUGCAAAAGAUUCUUAAAAGGAAGGAAAUUAGAAAUCAAAGACUUACCUUUAAACACGGAAGAACUAGAUGAUGCGUUGAAAACUUGUUUAAGAAUAGCACAGAAGAAUGACUUUGAAGACGAAAUACAAAAUCUGAAAUCAAAAACACAAAUUAAAGGAAAAAGUAAAUUAACCAAUUUAAAUCCUUACCUUGAUGAUGUUGGCCUCCUCAGGGUGGGCGGAAGACUGCGUCACUCUGAUCUAAGUGAAGAUAGUAAACAUCCGAUUAUUCUUGAUCGCCAUAAUGGUCUUACCAAUCUCCUCGUCACCGAUGCUCACCGUCAAACGCUGCACGGCGGAGUGCAAAUAAUGCUCUGCUUCUUAAGAACUAAAUACUGGAUUCUGAAAGCAAAGACAUUAGUUAAAGCAAAGAUCAGAAAAUGUCUAAUUUGUGCUAAACUGAACGCUACAGCAAAGUCACAGCAAAUGGGAGAUUUACCUAGAGUUCGGGUAACACCGGCGAAGCCUUUCUGGAAUACCGGCGUUGACUUUGCAGGCCCAUAUCCAGUCUUGAUGUCGAGAGGCAGGGGAGCAAAAACACACAAGGCGUACAUCGCUGUCUUUGUCUGUAUGUCGACAAAGGCGAUUCAUCUCGAAUUGGUGGGAGAUCUCACAUCAGAUACCUUCAUCGCAGCUUUCCGAAGAUUUGUAGCAAGACGGGGAAGAUGCGCUCAGAUAUGGAGCGACCAAGGCCGCAAUUUCGUCGGAGCAAACAGGCAGCUGGUCGCAGAUUGGACUGAAGCCAAGUUACAAUUCGAAGGUUCAAUCACUGAGACGCUAGCUAAAGAUGGCACAAAGUGGCACUUUAUCCCAGCCUAUAGUCCUCACAUGGGCGGACUAUGGGAGGCUGGUGUGAAAGCGAUGAAACAUCAUCUAAAACGAAUCAUGACCCACAAUAUGACCUACGAAGAGAUGAGCACGUUGUUGUGUCAGAUUGAGGCGUGUCUCAACUCACGACCGUUAACUAUGAUAGAUGAUACAGACAAGGAUCGCCUGCAACCACUAACACCUGGUCACUUCCUUGUCGGUGAAACACCAAUAACUGUACCGACACCAAACCUCCGAGAUGUCCCGAUGAGUCAUUUAUCAAGAUGGCAGCAUCAACAAAGAUUAUUAACUGACUUCUGGCACAGAUGGCAACAAGAAUAUCUGACAACAUUGCAACAACGUUCCAAAUGGCACCAUAAAGUCAAGGAGCUGGACUUAGGACACAUUGUUCUAAUAAGGUCAGAUAAUCUACCUCCGGGUAAAUGGAUGAUGGGCCGUAUUGUUGAGAAACACCCGGGUGCUGACGGUGUCACUCGGGUAUACUCAGUAAAAAGUGGUGAUAGUGUAGUGCAGAGGUCAUUUAAUAAGUUGUGUUACUUACCAAUAGACACGGAAUGUUGA